This is a messenger RNA of Gossypium raimondii (Peruvian cotton), 1373 nucleotides long. RefSeq lists its product as uncharacterized. Lineage: Eukaryota; Viridiplantae; Streptophyta; Magnoliopsida; Malvales; Malvaceae. The coding region runs from base 337 to 1158 and encodes 273 amino acids. Gene Ontology annotation, cellular component: membrane. The transcript has 7 exons. The record is from RefSeq and is a predicted model, not a curated record.
UCCAGUGUUUGAUUGUGGGAAAACAUUUUCCAUUUGGAAAAUCAACUCCAAAAGACGGGAAAAUGCCUUACAAUUUUUGGGAAAUUGUCUUACCGUUUCAAUUUCCGUAAGACAUUUUCCUAAAGCUUCCAGGCAUUCUUCUCCCUUCAUCCAGUAAGCUUCCUUCAUCCAAUCUUCUCCCUUCCUUCAUUCCUUCAAAUUUUUUCCUAAAGAUGUUCUUCUGUUUCUUUUCACACUACCAGUGUGGCCUUUGCUUCUAUUUUUUCUGCUCCUGUGGGGGAUAUCCCUAAGAUUUUCCUUUUUAGUUUCCCUAAAUCUUGAGAGGAUGAGUUGGCAAUGAAAUUUUACUUAAAGCUGCAAAUGAAGAACACCCUUUUAGUUAGACACUUCGUUUCCUUGCUUAUUGUUGGAUUUUGUUGUUUGAGCUCAGUUCCAGUUUUGGCUCAAAAUGGACCGCUCACAGAUUAUGUCAAGCUCAUUUCUGGAGGGGUGAAUUUAGGUGCAUGGAAUAAUGAGAUAUCAGAACUGCCACAAGCACCAGCGCCAACAACUUAUGAGUCUCCAAGCACGCUGGUGUUGGCAGCACAAAGGACAAAUAGGCCAGACCUUCUGCGCCAUUUCAAGCAUUAUCACGGUGGUUGGAAUAUUACCAACCGCCACUACUGGGCGAUUGGAUGCAUUCUUCUUUCGGUUGGGCAAGAUGAGUUUCAUGGUGAAGUGUUGCAUACUUUGAAAUAUGUUGUAAACCAGUCAGACUACACUGUGCAAAUCCUAAAUAAUGUUACACAAUACCUUUCUCUUGCAAAAACCAUCAAUGUGGCCGAGUUGUUCCUUCCUUCCAAUGCCAUUACUGACACUGACAAGUUGAACAUAGAUCUAAAUGCAGCAGCAGAUACACUUAGAGAGAAGACCGAUGAAAACGCUGUCAAAAUAAGAAGAGUCUUCAAUGCUGUGCAAUUGGCAUUGAUCUCCGUGGCAGCAGUGAUGCUAAUUUUGGCCCUGCUUGGUCUUUUGUUGUCUGUUCUAGGGCACCAACAUGUCAUUCACAUAUUCAUAGUGAGCGGCUGGUUACUAGUUGCUAUUACUUUCAUCCUUUGUGGAGUUUUUGUAAUCCUGAACAAUGCGAUUUCCGACACUUGUUUGGCUAAGGAAGAAUAGGUGGAAAAUCUGCAUGCAGAUACUGCACGUAGCAACAUACUUCCUUUUAUGUGGUGUAAUAUUAUGCACUUGGACAAUGUUAUUACUAUGUGGUGUACUAUUAAUUAUGUAUUUGGAUAAUAUUAUUAUUUUCUAGUACUCAUUGUGGUUUCGAAGUAAUUUAUAAUUAUUCAAUAUUUAUUUUUUUAACACAAUUACAAUUAAUUUAUUUGAUA